UCCCGGACGCGCAUGAGAAAAAAUUGUUUGCGGCUUUUCGUGUUGUGAAAAUAAAAUCUCAGAAAAAUGGCAACGAAAACGGAUAAAUCACUGAAUAUAGAGAUUAAUUUUGAUGAAGAGGACGUGCCGUAUGAAGAGGAAAUUCUUCGGAACGCUUACUCCGUGAAACACUGGCUGCGCUACAUUGAUCACAAGGCCAAGGCGCCCAAUAAUGGAGUGAAUCUGGUGUACGAGCGGGCUCUGAAGGAGCUCCCCGGCAGCUACAAGAUCUGGCACAAUUACCUGAGGACCCGGAGGAAGCAGGUGCGUGGGAAAAUCCCCACGGAUCCCAUGUACGAGGAGGUGAACAGCGCCUUUGAGCGCGCCCUUGUCUUCAUGCACAAAAUGCCACGCAUUUGGAUGGACUAUGGCGCCUUUAUGACCUCCCAAUGCCGAGUGACCCGCACCCGCCACGUCUUCGAUCGGGCUCUGAGGGCGCUGCCCAUCACGCAGCACGGCAGAAUUUGGCCGCUAUAUUUGCAGUUCGUGCGCCGGUUUGAGAUGCCGGAAACGGCGCUUCGUGUGUACCGCCGUUAUCUGAAACUCUUCCCCGAGGAUGCUGAGGAGUAUGUUGACUAUCUGCAGGAAGCGGAACGGCUGGACGAAGCUGCCCAGCAGUUGGCUCACAUUGUUGACAACGAGCACUUUGUGUCCAAGCACGGCAAGUCCAACCAUCAGCUGUGGAAUGAACUGUGCGACCUCAUCUCCAAGAAUCCGCACAAGGUGCACUCCCUCAACGUGGACGCCAUCAUCCGCGGCGGCCUGAGGCGUUACACCGACCAACUGGGCCACCUGUGGAACUCCUUGGCGGACUACUACGUCCGUUCGGGUUUAUUCGAUCGCGCCAGAGAUAUCUACGAGGAGGCCAUCCAAACGGUGACAACUGUGAGAGAUUUCACCCAAGUCUUCGACGAGUACGCCCAGUUUGAGGAGCUUUCGCUGAACAAACGCAUGGAACAGGUGGCCAGCAAUGAGUCGGCCACUGAGGAGGACGACAUCGACGUGGAGUUGCGACUCUCCCGCUUUGAAUACCUCAUGGAGCGCCGGCUGCUGCUGCUUAAUAGCGUACUGCUCCGCCAGAACCCGCAUAAUGUGCACGAGUGGCACAAGCGGGUCACACUGUACGAAGACAAGCCCGCCGAGAUCAUCAGCACAUACACAGAGGCCGUGCAGACGGUGCAGCCAAAGCAGGCGGUUGGCAAACUGCACACGCUCUGGGUGGAGUUUGCCAAGUUCUAUGAGGCCAACGGGCAGGUGGAGGAUGCGCGAGUGGUCUUUGAACGCGGCACCGAGGUGGAGUACGUCAAGGUGGAGGAUCUAGCCGCUGUGUGGUGCGAGUGGGCCGAAAUGGAGCUCCGUCAGCAGCAGUUCGAGGCUGCGCUUAAGUUGAUGCAGAGAGCCACUGCGACACCGAAGCGAAAGGUUGCCUAUCACGACGAUACGGAGACGGUGCAGGCGCGUCUCCAUCGUUCGCUGAAAGUGUGGUCCAUGUACGCCGAUCUGGAGGAGUCCUUUGGCACCUUUAAGACCUGCAAAGCGGUCUACGAACGGAUAAUUGACCUAAAGAUCUGCACGCCGCAGAUAAUCAUCAACUAUGGCAUGUUCCUCGAGGAGCACAACUACUUCGAAGAGGCUUAUCGUGCCUAUGAGAAGGGAAUCGCUCUGUUCAAGUGGCCCAAUGUGUACGACAUCUGGAACUCCUAUCUGAGCAAGUUCCUGGAGCGAUAUGGCGGCACUAAGCUAGAGCGUGCGAGGGAUCUUUUCGAGCAGUGCUUGGAUCAGUGUCCCGCCGAGCAUGCCAAGUACUUUUACCUCUUGUACGCCAAGCUGGAGGAGGAACACGGCUUGGCCAGGCACGCUAUGUCAGUGUACGAUCGCGCCACUUCCGCUGUAAAGGAGGAUGAGAUGUUCGACAUGUACAAUAUCUUUGUGAAAAAGGCGGCCGAGAUCUAUGGAUUGCCACGUACCCGGGAGAUUUACGAAAAGGCCAUCGAGGCGCUGCCCGAGCAGCACAUGCGUCACAUGUGCGUCAAGUUCGCAGAGUUGGAAACAAAGCUGGGAGAGGUGGAUAGAGCCAGGGCCAUAUACGCCCAUUGCUCGCAGGUCUGCGAUCCCCGCAUCACCGCCGACUUCUGGCAGACGUGGAAGGAGUUCGAGGUGCGUCAUGGCAACGAGGACACCAUGCGCGAAAUGCUGCGCAUCAAGCGCUCCGUUCAGGCCACCUACAACACGCAGGUCAAUAUGAUGGCCGCCCAAUUCCUCAACACAAACAAUGGCACGGCUGCCGACGCUGGAGCUGGAACGGAUGCAAUGCGGCAGCUGGAGGAGAAGGCACGCCAAGCGGCUGCCGAGGCCAAGCAGAAACCCACCGAGAAGGCCGCAUCCAAUAUAAUGUUUGUGCGCGGAGAAACGCAGGGUGGGGCCAAGGACAAAAAGGACACGGUGGUCAAUCCCGAUGAGAUUGACAUUGGCGACAGCGACGAGGACGAGGAGGAUGACGACGAUGAGGCGGAGAACGAGGGUGCGAACCAAGAGAACCAAGCAGUCGAGGCGGCAGCCACAAAAACCGAUGACGAGGGUCUCGUCAUGAAGAAACUGCGCUUCGAGCAAAAGGCCAUACCCGCCAAGGUCUUUGGCAGCCUCAAGCCCACCAAUCAAGGCGACUCGGAUGAGGAGUGAUUUAUUUGAUCAUUGAUUUCUGUUUAGGCUAAAAAUAUAUAUAAAGCUGUCAAACGUUUAAGAACUGCUGGCAAAGAAAUUUGA
Molecule: messenger RNA, 2802 nt
Organism: Drosophila serrata
Lineage: Eukaryota; Metazoa; Arthropoda; Insecta; Diptera; Drosophilidae
Gene: fand
Product: Pre-mRNA-splicing factor SYF1 fand
Biological process (GO): mRNA splicing, via spliceosome; generation of catalytic spliceosome for first transesterification step
Cellular component (GO): U2-type catalytic step 2 spliceosome; post-mRNA release spliceosomal complex; Prp19 complex
Molecular function (GO): protein binding
Source: RefSeq, a predicted model, not a curated record